Molecule: messenger RNA, 2534 nt
Organism: Anguilla rostrata (American eel)
Lineage: Eukaryota; Metazoa; Chordata; Actinopteri; Anguilliformes; Anguillidae
Product: pleckstrin homology domain-containing family F member 2-like
Exons: 2
Coding region: 255-1055 (266 amino acids)
Biological process (GO): endosome to lysosome transport; endosome organization
Cellular component (GO): early endosome
Molecular function (GO): phosphatidylinositol binding; metal ion binding
Source: RefSeq, a predicted model, not a curated record
GUAAAUUCCCCUCCAGGAAAUUCAGACCUCACUACAUUGGAAGACACGCAAAUUCAUCAGCAGUGGGAGGGGAAGUGAAAGACUGUGUACUGAUAAAUACGCUGAUUCGGCUGGUGGAUCACAUAAACAGUUUACUCUUACAGCAUAUCUUCUGCUCCAGAGGGUCAAGAGAAAAAACCUUCACAAAGUAAUACUCAGGACAUUAACUGCAACUUUGAAGAUCAGCAAUCACUUGAGAUUGAGGUAAUACUGUCAUGGCUGACAAGCUGGCUUCCACAGAGGAGAACUUGGAGCGGAUCCUGGCAGUGGAAAGCUUCUUCGGUCCGUCUGGGAAGCCCCUGAAGAAACCAGGCCGGGUCCUGGUGGGCGAGGGGUGUUUGAUGAAGCUCUGCCGGCGUAGCCCCCAGCCCCGGAUCUUCUUCCUGUUCAAUGACAUCCUAGUGUAUGGCAGCAUUAUCGUUAAACACCACUGGUAUGCCAGCCAGCAGGUCAUCCAGCUGGAGGACAUGAAGGUGGAGGAUCUUGAGGACUCCCCAGACAUGAAGAACCAGUGGCUCAUCCGCACACCCCGCAAGUCCUUCUAUGUGUCGGCCGCCUCGCCCCAAGAGAAGCAUGCCUGGAUCACGCACAUUGAGGAGUGUCGGGCCAAGAGGUUGAACGAAACGGGCCAGGCUCCUGGGGAGACCUUCGCCCCCGCCUGGGUCCCUGACAGCGCCACAGACAUCUGCAUGCGCUGCUGCAGCAAGUUCACAGUCACACAGCGCCGCCACCACUGCAGGCAGUGUGGCUACGUGGUCUGUGACUCCUGCUCCAACUAUAGCUUCCUCAUCCCCAACAUCUCUUGCAAGCCCGUGCGCGUCUGUCUGGUCUGCCACCCGAUCCUGCAGGCCAGCGAUUUCACCCACAAGCGCGAAGACCUUGACGAGAACAGCUGGUCGGACGAGAGUUCCAGCGAUGAAGACAGGCCUGAUCUCGACAAGGACCCCUUGAACCAGCAGUGGGUGAGAGAGGAGAACCACGUUUUACCAGGCUGGUCGUCCUACAGUGAUAAAUAACCCUGCCAAAAAACAUACUUUGAAUGUGAAUAAAGAAGGGCAAUGACACUUCACCACUACCUGCCAUUGACUACGUUAAGGCUACAAUUUUCAAAAUAAUUUGCCUUGAACUGAAGCUUGGCAUGAUCUACAAAUGAAAAGACAUUCUGACCUUUUAAAAAUAAAACACUAGGACAAGAUGUACUCUACUAUUUAAAUGUUUUUUACAAUGGGAAUUUUGUCAUUCCAUCUCAUUAUAAAAACCUAUAGAAUGUGAGAUGACUUAUUUCUUUAAUUCCAUUUAAUGUCACCUUGUAUAACGUUUACCUACAGAUUAUAUUGUAGCAAUGCAUUUGAGUUGAUAUUGACCAAUGUUCGAAGCUUUCAGCUAUUAUUAUUUUUUUGUAUUGCACAUUGUGUUUGUAUCAAAGUAGCAUUAGACUGCCAUGGCGAAGGCACUUCGUUAUAUUUUAUUGUAUAUAAUUUAUAUAAUUUUAUAAUUUAAUUGGCCUUCAUACUAUGUACUUGAAGAUGGUUAUUCAGUCAUGAAUGAACACCAUAAAUGAAUAAAUGAUUCUUAACUGAAAUAACAAGAGUAAAUGUAAUUAUAUGACCGUUCGUACGAUCCAUCCAUGAGAUGGGGUGGUUUGGAUUAGAAGUUCCUGUCUUUCUCCAGACUUUGUUCCAGGUUCAAGUGUGCUUUUUGCACACUUGAACCUGCCCAUUCUGUUCUUGAGCCUAACCAGUGAUGAACCCACUGAGGUUCUGAGUAGUCUUCUCUUUAUAGUAGCCUUUAAUACAUCUAUGCCUACAUCCUGAAGAUUGUUCUUGAUUUGUUGUCAGAUCAUCCACUACAGUGGUCUAUCUUCCAUGGUCUAUCAGGUUGUGGCUAUUGCUGAGCUCAGCAGUGCAUUUUUGUUUCCUAAAAUGUACCAAAAAGUUGAUUUUCACACACCCAGUGUCUUAGUUAUGAUACACCUAGAAUCAACUCUUUACCUUUUGUUAGCUUUCUUGUGCAUGCACUAAUGAUGCAAGGACACAGCUGGCCAAGAUACAGCUAAGCAGUCAAUUUACUUUUUCUCCCGUAAAAUGGGGAGACUAUGUAUAGAGUAGUCAGUAAUUUCUACAUGGAUCACCAAUGUUCUAGAGUACAAAGCCACAACAAAAUUAUGUCACUGUCCCAAUACUUCUGCAUUAAACUGUAUGUUUGUGUACAUGCACAAUGAUUCCACAAUGUUUUUUGAUUUGGCUCUGUACUUCACAAUUUUAGAUUAGAAAUCAAACAAUUUGCAUGUGGUUAAAGUUCAGAUUCUAAUAUUUUAUUAAAAGAUAUUUUUAUACAUUUUGGUUUCACCAUGUAGAAACAUCACUUUUUAUACAUAGCCCCCCUUUAACCACAUGUGAAUUGUUUGAUUGCAAUUCAAAACAUUGUGCAAUACAGAGCCAAAACAAACGAAGAAGUAAAAAAAAAAAAAAAAAAAAAGAUGUCUUUGUCCCAAA